AUGAACGAGCGUCUGUGUGAGCGAGCUUCGACAACCCACUCCCGACAAGACACCCAGCAAUCCGUCAAAAUGGUCAAGAAGCGGGCGAACAACGGUCGUAACAAGAAUGGCCGCGGCCACGUCAAGCCCGUGCGCUGCUCCAACUGCGCUCGCUGCACCCCCAAGGACAAGGCCAUCAAGCGCUUCACCAUCCGCAACAUGGUCGAGUCUGCUGCCAUCCGUGAUAUCUCCGAUGCCUCCGUCUUCGCCGAGUACUCUGUCCCCAAGAUGUACCUGAAGCUCCAGUACUGCGUGUCCUGCGCUAUUCACGGCAAGAUCGUUCGUGUCCGUUCCCGUGAAGGCCGCCGCAACCGUGCUCCUCCCCCACGGAUCCGCUACAACAAGGAUGGCAAGAAGAUGAACCCCCCUCAGGCCGCCAAGGCUAUGUAA
Messenger RNA from Penicillium daleae, 429 nucleotides. RefSeq names its product 40S ribosomal eS26 domain-containing protein. The coding region runs from base 1 to 429 and encodes 142 amino acids. Gene Ontology annotation, molecular function: mRNA binding; structural constituent of ribosome. Gene Ontology annotation, cellular component: ribosome; cytosolic small ribosomal subunit. Gene Ontology annotation, biological process: translation. NCBI's taxonomy places the organism in Eukaryota, Fungi, Ascomycota, Eurotiomycetes, Eurotiales, Aspergillaceae. The record is from RefSeq and is a predicted model, not a curated record. The transcript has 6 exons.